GGGCGGUGGCGGGCUCCGCGUGGGGAUCGCCGGGCGGCAGGCCAGGGUCGUCCCGGGCUGAGGCUGGGCGCCCGUGGGCCGUCCUGCGUCACCCGAAGCCGAGGGGCCUGCGGAGGCCCAGACGGGAUGGAGGCACUCUGGCGCUCCCUCUGCCGCCGGCGGGGAGCCAGAGAUUGUUGGAGUGGAACUACUGAGCAAAAGCAGGCCUUGCAUCUUCAGUUGUCAUCGAGUUUGCAAUCAGAUCGGAAAAGUUGAACUUGAAGUCUCCUGGGUGUAGUGAAACAGAGUGAUCCAUAUUGCUCACAUCACAAAAAACAUGGGCUUCCACGUGACUUUCUACCUUUCCUACAAAUUCCGAUUACUGUUGCUUUUCACUUUAUGUCUGACAGUGGUUGGGUGGGCCACCAGUAACUAUUUUGUGGGUGCUAUUCAAGAGAUUCCUAAAGCAAAAGAGUUCAUUGCUAAUUUCAACAAGGCCAUAGUUUUGGGAAAGAAAGAAACUCUGACUAAUGAAGCAUCUGUGAAAAAACCAGACCUCAACAACUGCCCUUCUAUGUCACCAUACCUCAGAGGUCAAGACAAGCUCAUUUUCAAACCAGAUCUUACUCUGGAAGAAGUUGAGGCAGAAAAUCCCAAAGUGCACAGAGGCCGGUAUCGCCCUGAGGAAUGUAAGGCUUUACAGCGGGUCGCCAUCCUCAUUCCACACCGGAACAGAGAGAAACAUCUGAUGUACCUGCUAGAACACCUUCAUCCUUUCUUGCAGAGACAGCAGCUGGACUAUGGCAUCUAUACCAUCCACCAGGCUGGAAGUAAAAAGUUUAAUCGAGCCAAACUCUUGAAUGUGGGCUACCUAGAAGCUCUCAAGGAUGAAAAUUGGGACUGCUUUAUAUUCCAUGAUGUGGACCUGGUGCCUGAGAACGACUUGAACCUUUACAAGUGUGAGGAUCAGCCCAAGCACCUGGUUGUUGGCAGGAACAGCACUGGCUACAGGUUACGUUACAGUGGAUAUUUUGGGGGUGUUACAGCCCUAAGCAGAGAGCAGUUUUUCAAGGUGAAUGGAUUCUCUAACAACUACUGGGGAUGGGGAGGCGAAGACGAUGACCUCAGACUCAGGGUUGAGCUUCAUAGAAUGAAAAUAAUCCGGCCAAUGCCUGAAGUGGGUAAAUAUACAAUGAUCUUCCACACUAGAGACCGAGGCAAUGAGGUGAAUAUAGAACGGAUGAAGCUCUUACAUCAGGUGUCAAGAGUCUGGAGAACAGAUGGGUUGAACAGUUGUGUUUAUAAAUUACUGUCUGUGGAUUACAAUCCUUUGUAUAUCAACAUCACAGUAGAUUUCUGGUCUAGCCCAUGAAUCUGGACUGUCUGGUGAUGUUCGGAAGAACUGAAUAUUUGAUUACAAUAAUUUUGGCCUUAGAGACUUUCCCUAGUAGCACACAUUAAGAAUUUGUUACAGCUAAUUAUCUAGCUGAAUUUUUCCUUUUUGUAUUUUCUUAGCAGAGCUCCUGGUGAGGUGGAAUGUAAAACAAUUGUAACAAAACAAUUUUCUUAGUUGUUUUGAUCAUGUGGGUUAAAAUAUCGUAAUUCCGGUACUUGAAGGACUAAGUGUAAAAGGACUAAUCAAAAGGUAUCAUGCGGGCUACUUGAGAACUCUAAUUGAAGGAGAUUUAUUAAGUUUGAAGUGAUACUUUGUGGGAUAUAAAAAGCCUACAGGAAAUAAGAUUGUUGAAUGUCCCAGAGAACCAGGAUUGUUCUCGUCUGGGAGAGACAGAAAGGUACGAAGAUCUAUUUCUGUUACUUAUAUUUCCUGCACGGUCAUCUAUGAAGAGGUGGGUCCCAGGUGGGAUGAAGGCUGCAGAAGAGGAGAGAAAGGUGAAGAACCAAGAUGCUGUGAAUUUCGGAAUGAAGAGGUGGCCAGAGGACAGUGUCAAAUGGAGAGGAGGACACGGCUGUGCUCGCUGCUACUGCUAUUAGGCAGGCGGUGUCGCCUCCUCGAAUACACCUUCCAGUAAGGGCCCAGCAGAAAACACAUUAUCUACUAGUUUUUUAAGCAUUUUGUAAAGUGAUUUUGUACAUGUAGGAUCUGAAUUAGUAGUUUACAAAUGACAUGUUGACUAAUCAUACAUGGAAAAUACCUCUGCAGUAAAAUAUGAAAAAGCUCUGGGUGCUCCAUCUUGUUUUUUACUCUUGUGUGAGGCCUGUAGAUGUAGAUUCAUUUCAGUAUCCAUAAUCCUAACAGCUUAAAAACAAAGGGAAUGAGACCAAACACUCCC
Rhinolophus ferrumequinum (greater horseshoe bat) is the source of this 2270-nucleotide messenger RNA. RefSeq names its product beta-1,4-galactosyltransferase 4 (gene B4GALT4). The transcript has 7 exons. Gene Ontology annotation, molecular function: glycosyltransferase activity. The record is from RefSeq and is a predicted model, not a curated record. Gene Ontology annotation, biological process: carbohydrate metabolic process. Bases 317 to 1351 code for a protein of 344 amino acids. NCBI's taxonomy places the organism in Eukaryota, Metazoa, Chordata, Mammalia, Chiroptera, Rhinolophidae.